UGUUGCUCUGUGCUGCAGUGUGUCAAUGUGUGUGUUUGUGUGACAACAGUCGGUCAUGAAGAUCCUGGUGCUGCUGCUGGUGCUCCUCACAGUCUCUGAAUGUGUUGCAGUCACUGGACAAACAGGUCAGAACAUCACUCUGCCCUGUAAAUAUGACAUAAAAACCAACGGACCUACAGAGGUGUGCUGGGGUCGAGGUCCUGUUCCUAACAGCCGCUGCAGCCACCAGCUCCUCGCCACAGACGGAUAUAAAGUGAAAGAAGAAACCAGAGUCUCCAGCAGGUAUCAGCUGAAGGGACGACUGGAUGAAGGAGACGUUUCUCUCACCAUCAUGAACAUCACAGAGGAAGAUACUGGACUGUACGGAUGCAGAGUGGAGAUUUCUGGACCGUUCAAUGAUGAGAAACAUCAUGUCAACUUGACUGUGAAAAGAGCUCCACGUCUGACCACCACACCUUCAUCAGACACGACAUCUUCAUCAUCAGACAGUCCUCAGACGACAGCAGCAACUCCAACUGCAGGUCACAUGACCUCUACAAACAGCACCCUGAUUGCUACAUCACCUAUAACGGCCCCAGCUAAGGAGGUCCCCAUGCUGGUUCUGGCGUCUGUCGUGUUCCUGCUGCUGGUUCUGGUCACUGCAGGCGUCCUCAUCAUGAUGAACAGAAGAUGGAAGAAUCAGAAAGUGCUCAGCCCCCCUCCCAAGAUGCAGAUGCAGUCCCCCACUCGGGUGGAAGAGAACAUCUACCAAAUGGAUGCGAAGGUCGAUGGAGACUACGAGAUGUGUCCCUGAACUGGAAUCUGUGGGGCGUUCAGUUCUUCUGUAUCAAAAGUCCAUUUUACGGCACCGUUAUCAAACAGUGCGGAGAAAAAGGACAAUUGAGGGGGAAAAACAGCGGAAAGUGUGUGAUUGUUGCACAUAAACAUGCAAACUCAUCAUGCAAACAAUUACAAACAUGGCUACAAAUAAUUUCUAAGGUGCGGGAUCACAAGUCUCACUCAAUCCUCUUUUGAUCUUAAACUGUUUCCACUGGUCUUUCAAUCAUGAUUAUACUGUUUUAAGCCAAAAUUUAAAGAAAAUGUGUCAUUCACCUCUGAGUUGUUGACAGGAUUAUUGGUGCAGAGGUAACCCUAAGCUAAUUUCCCAUCAUCCCACUAGCUUACAGCCAUAACCCCAAGCUAACAUUAGCGGUGCAACAAAACGGCGAGUAAUAAAAAUCAGUUAUCCAGCGGCACAGUUUGGAUUCAGAUUCCAGCUCAGACGAGGAAAACAAAGACGUUCAUGGAUCUAUUAGUGGAUGCAUCAGAAUGGGGUGGAGCAGGGAGCUUGUGGCCCCGCCCAUCACUAUUUCAACAUCACAACUGAGAUGUUUUACAAAGAACAUUUUUUUAAAUUCUCUCCUGAUUCAUCAGAAUAAUGAAAUACUGAGAAACUUAACUUUAAGCUUAAACUCUUAUAUUUCCUCCAUCACAAGAUAAUUGCUACAAGAACAUGUUAAAACACCGUUUUCAUUGGAGUGGUCCGAAGAGUUUUAGCAGUCGGUGUUCUUAAUAAAGAACUAACCUAAAUGUUUCCACAUAACUGAAGUUUGUUGUCGUAAUGCUGAAGAAUAGAUUCAUUCUGUUCUUCUGGUUUGUCAGUUGUUUAUUUCCUUCAUAUUUGUUUCAACUGUUCUGUAAUGAAAACCUUCAGUUCUUUCUGGUUUCUGCUUUUUUCUCACUUUUGUGGAUUUGGAACUUUAUGUGAUUGAAUGUAACUGAAGGGCUCAACCAGGAGCAGAUGUGUGGAUUGUUCUGGUAACGAAUGGACUCUGAACAAAAAUAUGAUUUAACCCUUUAACACCUGAGGUGUCGUCUGUGACGCUUAAACACAAAAGACGCUUUUCUCCUUCACAAUCUGCAGGAAUUGUCAUGUUAACAGUUGAAAAGUUUCAGUAAAUCAAAUAACAUAAACACCAGAGCUCAAGUGUUAAAGGGUUAAUUUUGAUAGGAAAUUUGGGAGAUUUUUUCAUAAAGCUGAGGCUUAUUUUGAUAUCUAAAAGCUAUGUACAUUUUUUUGCUAUCAUUAAAUGUUUUU
This is a messenger RNA of Oryzias melastigma (Indian medaka), 2077 nucleotides long. Its product is annotated as hepatitis A virus cellular receptor 1 homolog. The transcript is spliced from 7 exons. The coding region runs from base 56 to 793 and encodes 245 amino acids. The record is from RefSeq and is a predicted model, not a curated record. Lineage: Eukaryota; Metazoa; Chordata; Actinopteri; Beloniformes; Adrianichthyidae.